GGGGAGGUUGGAGAGGAGUGUAGGUUUGAAUUCAAGUUCGGGUGCUGGUGCGAGUAGUGGGCCGGCGGGAGGAGGGGGAGGGGGGGACGAGAUGGAGGAGAGAGUGCAGAGGGAGGUGGAGAGGAGAUUGGAGGGUCUGAUGGGUGAGGUGUCUGGGAUGAGAAGACGGAUUGAGGAGUUGGAGGCUACACAGGGACACGUUCCUCGAGGACAUCAAUCGCAUAUCAUCCCUAUCCCUUCAGCACCGACAAAUUCGUAUCCUUAUCCUCCCGCGUACGUCCCUUCGUCGUCGUCGGCAGCAGCUUCAGCGAGGAGAAGAAGCAGCCUCGCGGGCGAGAUCCCGUUGCCUUCUGGGUCUGGGGGGAAUAAUGCGGGCGCGGUGACGAUCGCUUCGAGCUCGAGGAGGAAUAACGCUAAUUCCAACGCCUCUACUACUAACAACAAUAACGCCAACAGCAGUGGCGGGGCGUUGACGUUGACCCCGCCUAUGCCGCAUCCCCCUCCACCAGCAGCAGCAGCAUCCUCAGGACCGUCAGAAUCAUACACAUUCCCGCCUGUCCCGCACGCAGGGGCCCCUCCUUCGUCGUCGUCGUCUGUAGGUGUGGGUGCGAUCCCGAGUCCGAGGACGCUUUCGUUCAGUCAUGCACAUCCGAGUAUACCGAUUUCGGCGUCGAGGACUGGGGCGGGUGCGCCGGGAUCACCGAGGACGAUGGGACAUUCGCAUUCGCAUUCGCAUUCGCAUUCGUCGCACCAACAUCAGCUUUCAUCGCUCCAGCAGCAACAUCAGCACCAGCACCAGCACCAGGGACAUCCGUACGCGCAUCCUACGAAUCCCCAUUCACACCAUCGGUCGCCUUCACUAUCCCAGCGUCGGCCUCCGUCGCAUGAACGCGAACGCGAACGGGAUGACGGGUCGCCUGGACCUGCACCUGGAGUAGGACAAGGACAAGGCUAUGAGGCGGGAAGGAGACUUUCGGUUUCUGCGAUUAGGAUGGAUCCGCCUCCGCCUAGGACACCGACGACGGCGACGGCGACGGGGGGUUCGGGGAAGGGGUCGAAGGCGAGUAGGGCAGGAGGGGGAGGGGGAGGUGCGGGGAGUGAGAGGGAGAGAGAGAGAAGUGAGAGGGAGCUCAGGGAGAGGGAGAGGGAAAGAGGCGAGAGGCCGCCGUUGGUGAGGGGACAUUCGGGGUCGAGUGUUAGUGUUAGCAGUGUGGGUGGAAGGGAGAGACAGAGAGAUAGGAAGGAUUCGGGGGGGAGUUCGAGUGUGGCGAGUGGUGGGGGUGGGGGUGGGGGUAAAGAGAAGGACUCGAGGCCACAGUCGCCUAUGGCUGUUGAUGAGAAGUGAGGGACUGCGAAAUGGGGAAGUGAGGAAGUGAGGAAGUGUUGCGGAUUUUCUUGGAUGUUCUUUUUUUUGCUCUCUUUUCUCGAGAUUUUGCUCUUUUCUUUCAGUGUUCUGUCGUCUGUCUGUGGUGAACUUGUAUUUGUUCGUCAGAAUUGAUCAUGAAUCGGUAUUCUCGGUUCGUCAGUCCAUAUCCAUAGGCGGUGUGAAAUGAGCGGUGGUGAUGGGCGAGCUUUUUUCCCCUUUUCCUUUUCCUUUCUGCUUUGGAGGUGUACAAACAACUGUCGGUGUCUGUUGCGUUUCUUUCCUUGCUGUCCUUCUGUGCUUUCAUCUGCCUCCGAAUCGGUCUCGAUCUCACUCACGAUUUUUCAUGUCAAUGUCAAUGUCGUUCGUACAUGCGGGUUUUCACUGUCCAUUUUCCACUUUCUACUGACUCGAUUCAUUCACAAAACUUCUGUUUGUUCAUUUGAUGUUAGUACUUAUCUAUCUCAUCUACUUACCACUCCAAACUCGAUCUCGCUGGUUUCAUAGUUACGUAGUAGUCACAUUUUGCUUCCCACUACUUUUUGACAGUCCAAUGUAAUCUUUAAAUUGUUU
Stereum hirsutum FP-91666 SS1 is the source of this 1936-nucleotide messenger RNA. RefSeq lists its product as uncharacterized. Bases 92 to 1345 code for a protein of 417 amino acids. The record is from RefSeq and is a predicted model, not a curated record. The transcript has a single exon. NCBI's taxonomy places the organism in Eukaryota, Fungi, Basidiomycota, Agaricomycetes, Russulales, Stereaceae.